UAUUCUAUUUAUUAAUUAAUGUUUUAUCAAAUAUAUAAUUCGUAAUCAUUCAAGCUGUAAUUAUAUAAUUAAAUUCAGUGACGAUAAAAGUGCAACUAUGGAAAACAAUAUUGAAACCGAAGACACUACAAAACGACUCCUGUGUCGUUUCAUAUCAGAAAAUGGUGAAAUAGCUGGUGAAUCGAUAGAUUUGCCCCUGAAUUGCACCGUACACCAAUUAGCCCUGAUAUGCAACGCAAUACUACAGCAAACCGACCAAGUACCAUUCAAAUUUUUUGUAAACGAAAACGAAAUUACCUCAAAUUUGCAAGAAACUUUAAAACUUACACAAAUCAACACUGAAGGUGUUACUGACAUAGUGUACCAACAUCAAGCUGUAUUUAAAGUACGUCCAGUGACAAGAUGUACAGCUUCGAUGCCUGGUCAUGCUGAAGCUGUAAUAAGUGUAAGUUUUUCACCAGAUGGAAAACAUUUAGCUAGUGGUUCAGGCGAUACGACUGUACGUUUUUGGGACAUCGACACACAAUCACCAUUGUACACUUGCCAAGGGCAUAAAAAUUGGGUCUUAUGUAUUGCUUGGGCUCCUGACAGUAGUAAACUUGUUUCAGGUUGUAAAAAUGGCAAUAUCAUAAUAUGGGAUCCAGAAACAGGCAAGCAACUAGGCAAAACCUUGUCUGGGCACAAACAAUGGAUUACUUCAUUAAGUUGGGAGCCUUACCAUCAAAAUCCUGAUUGUAGGCUAUUUGCUAGCGCCUCAAAGGAUACUGACAUAAAAAUAUGGGACUCCGUACUGUGUCAAUGUGUGUUGACUAUAGCGGGACAUAUGAAGAGUGUUACAAUGAUCAAAUGGGGUGGCCAAGGGUUGAUUUAUUCAGCCUCACAAGAUAGAACAGUAAAAGUGUGGAGAGCCAGUGAUGGUAUUUUGUGUAGAACCUUGGAAGGACACGGCCAUUGGGUGAAUACGCUUGCACUGAACACUGAUUAUAUUUUACGAAUUGGAGCCUUCGAUCCUGUUAAAGACUCAAAUAAAGGCACCAAUGACAAAAAAAAAUCUCAAGAAUUUGCUUUGCAGAGGUUUAAAGGUGUAUCGGAGCCUAUAGGAGAACGACUAGUGUCUGGUUCUGAUGAUUUUACUUUAUUCUUAUGGGACCCCUCAAAAGACAAAAAGCCUCUAGCACGCCUCACGGGCCAUCAACAACUAGUAAACGAUGUUAAAUUCUCCCCAGAUGGACGCAUUUUGGCUUCAGCUUCAUUUGAUAAAUCGAUAAAGCUGUGGGAUGCCAAGACUGGUAAAUUUAUGCAUACUCUGCGUGGGCACGUCCAGGCGGUGUAUAUGGUGGCUUUCAGCGCAGAUUCACGUCUAAUGGUCAGUGGAAGCUCAGAUUCUACCAUAAAAUUGUGGAAUUUGCAGACUGGAAAAUUGGAAAUCGAUUUACCUGGGCACGCCGAUGAGGUUUAUGCUGUCGACUGGAGCACGGAUGGUUUAAAAGUUGUGUCGGGCGGGAAGGAUAAGGUUUUGAGGCUUUGGCAGAACUGAGGAUGUUUUUAUUUGAAUAAAAAAAUUGAUUUUAAACAAAAAAAAAAAAAAAAUAUACAUUUCUACAUUUAAUUUUUGUAAACAAUAAUUAAAUUUAUUUAAUCAGUCGAAGGGAGAGAGCACAGUUUGAUAACUGGCCUUUUAUAUUGCCCAAUCGCUGUUUUAAUACUAGAAACACGUACUUGGUUGUCGUUUCCAGGCUGCAGCUCAACAAUUCUACCCAACGGCCAUUUCAGCGGUGGAACAUUAUCUUUACUAAUGAGAACGAAAUCGUUCAAUUUAACUUCAGAACUUCAGCACUUUUGCCGUUGCUGUAACGUAUUGACAUACUCUUUGAAAUAACGUUUACAAUAGUUAUUUAUAUAACAAGUACAGGGUAUUUGAUUAUAUUUGGC
Molecule: messenger RNA, 1932 nt
Organism: Ceutorhynchus assimilis (cabbage seed weevil)
Lineage: Eukaryota; Metazoa; Arthropoda; Insecta; Coleoptera; Curculionidae
Source: the annotation of a GenBank genome assembly